This is a messenger RNA of Cannabis sativa, 1760 nucleotides long. RefSeq lists its product as uncharacterized. Bases 16 to 1173 code for a protein of 385 amino acids. The record is from RefSeq and is a predicted model, not a curated record. NCBI's taxonomy places the organism in Eukaryota, Viridiplantae, Streptophyta, Magnoliopsida, Rosales, Cannabaceae. The transcript is spliced from 2 exons.
AGAUUUAUUAAAGAAAUGUCCAAUCAGAUCUCUUUUAUUAUUAUUUUACGUAUAUAUUUCAUUUUUCAUAUAAGACACUGCACUUUAGCAGAGCACGCAAUCCAACCCUUCCACGAAGCUACGGCGGAGACUCAGAACGUCACCGCCAAGAUCGCCAUCGCCUUCGUCUCUCUUAUUCUCUCCCUCCCACCUUUCCGGAUGGCCAAAGCUAACAAGUUACGACGUAAGUCUGAAUCAAAAUGUUCCAGGGCUAGUCGACAUUUAUUGCCAUCUGAUACUUGGACAGCUUGCAAGCUAAAGAAGAAAUGCCAUGAAGUGUCAGGGAAGAAAGAGUGGCUUGAUGCAUCGUGUUCAGUAUGUAUGGAGUUUCCUCACAAUGCUGUACUUCUUCUUUGUUCAUCAUAUAACAAGGGCUGUCGUCCGUACAUGUGUGCCACUAGUAAUCGCUUUUCCAACUGUCUUGAACAAUACAAGAAAGCCUACACAAAGGUAGCCGCCUCUACUACUCAACUUUCAGAACAGACGGGUGAGUCGGUCGGUAAUAUAGGUUCGAGUUCAGAUGCAAGACAGCCCAAUGAAAAUGUAGAAGCACCAGAGCUUUUAUGCCCACUUUGUCGAGGCCAGGUGAAAGGUUGGACAGUUGUGGAACCAGCAAGGAAGUAUCUAAAUGCCAAGAAGAGAAGCUGCAUGCAGGACAAGUGCCCAUUUGUUGGAAGUUAUAAAGAGCUCAGAAAGCAUGUUAAGGCGAAGCAUCCUCUGGCAAGACCUCGAGCAGUGGAUCCUAUCCUUGAAGAGAAAUGGAAGAGGCUUGAAUGUGAAAGAGAGCGGAGUGAUGUCAUCAGCACAAUUAUAUCAUCAACACCAGGGGCAGUGGUGCUUGGUGAUUAUGUUCUUGAGCCAAACCAGACUAACUUUUACAGUGAUUAUGAUUCUGAACUGGAUGAUUACUUGGAGGAUUUUAAUUUAGGUUCAUUCAAUUUAGGGCUGAAUGGUGGUAAUUUCUCACGUGGUAGAUUCCACAGGGAGUUUGCCUCUAUUGGUGAAGACAACUUUGGGGGGCCUCGUUCUGCAUUCUCCAGUUAUGGGGCUGCUUCUGGACGUGGUUUCCAGAGAGCAAGGAUACUGGUUUCAAGGAGGCGCCGAAGACGCAGCGGAGGAAACAACAAUCAUUAAGUUGUGAAUUUGUGAAAUCAAUUUUAAUAGAAGGUAGGAUUUCUGCUUCAGCUUUUCUAAAAGGGUUUAUGGACUAAUUUACUUUUUAUUUUUUUGAAAAAAAAGGGUUUAUGGACUAAUUUUGGAUUGUAGGAGUUGCAAUUUAGAAGGGAUGUUGUCUUUUCAUUUAGGUAUUUAGUUUUGAUUUAUGAACCAUUCAGAGGUGAUUGUCCAUAUACUGUGGUGUAUGGAGUGGUUCUCUCUUGAUCGUACAUACUCAAUUCUCAGUUUGCCAGCUUAAGGAGUCAUCCUUUUCUAAACCCCAUUUCAGACAUUGUUCUUUUUACUGCACUGAUUAUUCAUUCAACAUAUUUUACUUUUGGAAGUUGGAUAGAGUUGAUGGGGGCUUCUCAUCCCUCCAUUUUUCAUAUAGAGUUGGAUAGAGCUUUCUUUCAUUCUUGUAUCAACCAGGCUUGUUGUUUUUGGAUGAGCAUGAGCAGGGGUCAUGUUUCUGGUCAAAGCUUUUUUUUUUCUUUCUUUUUUUGCUUAACCUAUGUAUGGUGUUUAAACAUGUUUUUUAAUCAAUCAAUUUCCAUGGACAGAUUGUA